AUGAAAGUCAUCGCAAAAGAGUUGGAUAAAAGCUCCUCAGGAUACAUUACCCUAAUUGCAGAGAAUGAAGAAGAUAUGUGGCUAACUUAUAAUUUAGUUCAGGUUGGAGACAAAAUGAGAUGUUCAACAGUCCGCAAAGUUCAGAAUGAAUCUGCAACUGGUAGUGUCCAAACUAAACAAGUUAGAACAAAUCUAACAAUUGAAGUGGAGAAAAUAGAUUUUGAUGUCCAGGGUUCAAUAUUACAUUUAAAUGGACGCAAUGUAGUAGAGAAUCAAUUUGUUAAAAUGGGCGCAUAUCACACCUUGGAUUUAGGAGUGGAUGAAAAAUUUACAAUCACUAAAACAGAAUGGGAUAGUGUUGCUAUAAUGCUUGUUGAACAAGCAUCUGAUCCAACACAACAAGCUGAUCUUGCUGCAGUUAUAAUGCAUGAAGGUUUAGCAUAUGUAUGUCUUAUAACAAGUACAACUACAAUUGUUAGAGCAAAGAUUGAUACAACUAUUCCACGUAAACGUCCAGGCUUGCCAACUGCUCAACAUGAAAAAGGAAUAUCACGAUUUUUUGAACAAAUUAUGCAAGCAUUAGAACGUCACAUCCGCUUCGACAUUGUCAAAUGUAUCAUAUUAGCUAGUCCUGGAUUUCUACGUGAACAGUUUUUCGAGUUUAUGAUACAAACAGCAACAAGACAAGAGAAACGUGUAUUUUUAGAAAAUAAAUCAAAAUUUAUGCUUGUUCAUUCUUCAUCUGGUCAUAAACAUGCCUUGAAAGAAGUGCUAACAGAUAGUGUUGUUAUGAGUAAAUUGGCUAAUACUAAAGCUACCUCUGAAGUAACAGCAUUAAAUGAUUUUUAUCAAAUGUUAAAAGUUGAUCAAUCACGUGCAUUUUAUGGUUAUAAACAUGUUAAGACAGCUGCUGAAGCACGAGAGAUUGCCUGCAUUGAGCGCGAUAUCAUUCGAUGA
Molecule: messenger RNA, 957 nt
Organism: Trichobilharzia szidati
Lineage: Eukaryota; Metazoa; Platyhelminthes; Trematoda; Strigeidida; Schistosomatidae
Source: the annotation of a GenBank genome assembly